Molecule: messenger RNA, 1398 nt
Organism: Salvelinus namaycush (lake trout)
Lineage: Eukaryota; Metazoa; Chordata; Actinopteri; Salmoniformes; Salmonidae
Product: stabilizer of axonemal microtubules 2-like
Exons: 8
Coding region: 1-1398 (465 amino acids)
Biological process (GO): microtubule anchoring
Cellular component (GO): centriole; axonemal microtubule; cytoskeleton
Molecular function (GO): microtubule binding
Source: RefSeq, a predicted model, not a curated record
AUGAAACGGCUAUGCAUAUGUGAGAUCUGCAGCUGUGGACGCCAUCGCUGCCCCCACCGACCCACAGCUCUGUAUGGAAAGCCCAAUAUGACAUGUGUCCUGACAGAGUACACAGAGAAGUACCCCGCCUAUGGAGGAUACAACCCGCCCCAGAGUCUGAAACCAAAGCCUGUUAACCACGGUGACCGGGGGAGAAUGGAUGGAACUACUACAUUCAAGACUGACUUUAUUCCCUACGUGGUGACUCGACGACCGGGGAAACAGCAGGCGGAGUACAAACCCAAACCUGGAGACAUAGAUCUGGGGACCACCUACAAACAGGACUACAGCCUUUAUGAGGUCCAACCCUUCGCCCCUUCCAGACCCAGCGAGAGGGUACGCGCAACAGGGCACAAAAUGGAUACAGUGCCUACAUACAAAGAGGAUUUCCGACAGUGGGAGAUGUGCAAGCGGGAGCUGAAGAAACCCGAUCUGACCUACCACCCGCCAGACGCCAAGUUCGACGGCCACACCACCUUCCAGGACGACUUCCUCCCCCGAGGCCUUGCCCCCAGAGAGAGCUUCAAACCCUCCAGUAUCCCCAAAAUGUCCGAUACCCCCUUCGAUGGGGUGACCAGUAACCAGCAGUGCUAUGUGUCCCACCCUCUGGAGGCACGCUGGGUGAAGGCUCCAGAGCCCUAUAAACCCAGUAGCCAGCCCCUACAAGACCUCACCACCAACCGAAAAGACUACCAGGGCCUGCCAGGACAGCUGCCCCAGAGCUAUAAGCCUAACCCUGGAAAGGUGACGUCUGACGUUCCCUUUCAGAGCAGCACAGAGUUUAAGGAGCGUUUCCAGCAGUGGCCCGUGUCCCUGCCUCAGCUGCAUAAGAGCCUGCAGUACGUCAGCCCCACAGAGCACAUGGACAUGAGCACCACGUCUGGUGCAGACUACGUCCAACACAACAUCCAGCCCUUCAUCUCUGCCAAGCCCUUCAAUCGGCCCACCAAGUCAUCAGCUCCCUUCCAGGUCUGCACCACCAUGAGGGAUGACUACCAGCCUUGGGUGGUCAAGAGACAAGCCAUGAUCAAGAAGCCUGAGGAGAUGCAGAGAGCCACCGGACGGAUGGACCACCUCACCACUUUCAAGGCCCAUUUUACACCCCACGAACUGCAGCCCAAUGUGAGCUUCAAGCCAGCUCACGCCCCCAUGAGGGCUGAUGCCCCAUUGGAGGGCGGCACCAUGUACAGCACAGAGUUCACCCCCAAGAGGAUCAGCGUUUGUCCAGCUAGCUACGACUCCCUGCCGGGCUUCGUGUUUGAGGACAGCGACGACAGGGGACACAGGUUCUACAGGAAGUUGCCAUCUAAGGACAUGAACAAGAUGGCCGCCGGCAUGGCGGUGGCUGUGGUGUCAUAA